Molecule: messenger RNA, 2422 nt
Organism: Pangasianodon hypophthalmus (striped catfish)
Lineage: Eukaryota; Metazoa; Chordata; Actinopteri; Siluriformes; Pangasiidae
Product: protocadherin alpha-C2
Exons: 1
Coding region: 11-2422 (803 amino acids)
Biological process (GO): homophilic cell-cell adhesion
Cellular component (GO): plasma membrane
Molecular function (GO): calcium ion binding
Source: RefSeq, a predicted model, not a curated record
AUGUGAAACAAUGGAAGGUGCGAUGAAACCACAGCUGCGCAGCUACGCGUCAGCCUUCCUUCUUUUUGCAUCUUUCUUAUGCGGAGUGUCUGCUGUUACUCACUAUUCUAUCCCUGAAGAAAUGAAGGAAGGAUCCGUUGUGGCAAAUUUAGCUGCAGAUUUGGGACUGGACGUGAAAACCCUGAGCAGUCGAAAAAUGAGGUUAGACGUUAUUUCAAAUAAAAAAUACCUUGAAAUAAACAAAGAGACUGGUGAGCUUUAUAUUUUGGAAAAAAUGGAUAGAGAGUACCUUUGUUCUAAGACUACAACAACAUGCUUCAUUAAAAUAGAGGUUACACUUGAGAAUCCGGUAAGAAUAUUUAAUAUAGAAAUUGAAAUUGUGGAUAUAAAUGACAACGCACCCCGGUUUCGGCGGGAUACAAUUCAUUUGGAUAUCUCAGAGUCCACUUCUGAGGGUGAGCGAUUUUCUCUUAGUAACGCAGUUGACCCUGAUAUAGGAACGAAUUCUAUUAAAACGUACCAUUUGAGUGAGAGCGAAUAUUUUGAUAUCGAAAUGCAGACUGGUAGAGACGGUGCCAAGUUUGCUGAUUUAAUUCUCAGACAGGUUUUGGACAGAGAGACACAGGCAGUGCACAGUCUGAUCCUUACUGCUGUAGAUGGCGGAGUGCCAGCGCGCUCCGGCACAGCCAGCAUUAUAGUGCGGGUGCUGGACACAAAUGACAACGCCCCUAAAUUUGACAAAGAAAGUUAUACAAUACAUUUAAUGGAAAACUCCCCAAUUGGAAACCUUGUAGUGAAGUUAAACGCAACGGAUCUUGAUGAGGGAUCCAAUUCAGAUAUUGCUUAUUCGUUUAGUCUUUACACAUCUGAGAAGACACAGGAAACGUUUAGUUUAAACCCUAAUAAUGGUGAGAUUAGAGUUAAAGGAGUUAUUAAUUACGAGGAUUUCAGGAUCUAUGACAUGGAGAUAAUAGCAACAGAUAAGGGAGUGAGCAGUCUGUCUGGACAAUGCAAAGUAACAAUUUUAGUGACAGAUAUGAACGAUAAUCAUCCGGAAAUAUCUAUAAAAUCAUUCUCGAAUCCAAUUAAAGAGGAUGUAUCUGUAGAUACAGUUAUUGCCGUAGUUAGUGUAAGUGAUAAAGAUUCAGGAGAAAAUGGCCAGCUUGACAUUCAUAUUUCUGAAAAGUUACCUUUUGCAUUGAAAGAAUCAUCAGAUAAUUAUUACCAGCUCGUAGUUUCAGAACCACUGGACCGUGAAAAGGUUGCAGAAUAUGACAUCACAUUUACUGUUACUGACAGAGGAAACCCUCCUUUAUCUGAUAAUGAAACUGUAACUCUAGAGCUGCUGGACGUUAAUGACAAUGUGCCACGAUUUUCUAAAAAAACUUAUACCAUACAGGUUAUGGAAAAUAAUCCACCUGGAGCAUUGCUGAGUUCUUUAACUGCUAUUGAUCCAGAUCUCCAUGAAAAUCAGUAUCUUGUUUAUUUUAUAAUAGAAAAAGAAAUAGCUAACACCUCCAUGUCCAUGCUCUUCUCCAUUAAUCCAGAGAACGGUAACCUUUACGCAUUAAAGACAUUUGAUUAUGAGAUAGAGAAAGAGUUUCUUUUUCACAUCGAGGCCAGAGACUCUGGUGUUCCUCCACUCAGCAGUAACGUUACGGUUCACAUUAUUAUCAUGGAUCAGAAUGACAACACACCGGUUAUAGUGUCUCCAUGGCGCGCGCACGGCUCAGUGGUGGAGGAGAAAAUACCGAGAUCCACUGAUAAAGGAACUCUGAUAGCCAAAGUAAUUGCUAUAGACACAGACUCUGUUCACAACUCCAGGAUUACUUACCAAUUUCUCCAGAACACUGACGCUACUUUAUUCAGUUUGGACCAGUACAAUGGAGAGAUCCGGACCACGAGAAUGUUCAGUUACAGAGACUCGCGCUACCAGCGGCUGGUGGUGAUCGCCAAGGAUAACGGAGAUCCGUCUCUCUCUGCUACAGUCACCAUCAAACUGUCCACGGUGGAGACCGCGCUUAAAAGCUAUGCUGACAUGACUGAAGUGCCUUUAGAAUAUGACAUCUUUUCAGAUUUAAACCUGUAUCUUGUGAUCGGACUGGGCUCAGUGUCAUUCCUGUUACUCAUCACCAUAUUGGUGACCAUCGUGCUGAAGUGUCAGAAACCGAAGCCCAGUAAAGCUGCUCCUCCCUGUAGGAACAGUGUGAUCAGUGAGAGGAACUCUACCAUCGCAGAUUCCACUCUGGUGUCCAACGAUGCCUACUGGUACAGUUUAUUUCUAGCAGAGACCAGAAAAGGAAAGCUGGUAGUUAGACAACCUGUGCCAAAGGGGACGAGAUACAUUGUGUCUAGUAUACCGAGGGGCACAGGCCUGACUGAGACUAGUGACUCAGCUGCAUCUACUUUACAGGUAAUUUGA